AUGGCCAAAAGAAAGUUCAGUGGGCUGGAAGUCACCCUGAUCAUCUUCGUCUGCCUGGUGACGAUCAUAGCCUGUGUCUUCAUUGGGCUUUUUGCAUCAGGACAAUCUGGAAUCAAAACUAAAGAGUUUACAGCACAGUGCCCCAGUGUUUUAGUGGCAGAGAGGAUCGACUGCAUCCCGGAUCAAAUCGCUACUAAGAAUCUCUGCACUCUGCGUGGCUGCUGCUGGAGUCCCCAGAGUGAUCCCAGCGUACCCUGGUGUUACUUCCCCUCCAACUACGGCUACAAAGUGGAUGGGUCGACCAGAUCUACUGAGGCAGGGUUUGAGAACACUCUAACAAGGCUGUCAUCACCAUCCCUCUUUGGAAAAGACAUUGAGACUGUCCUCCUGACAGCAGAGUACCAGACCUCCAAUCGCUUCCACUUCAAGAUCACUGAUCCUAACAACCAAAGAUUUGAGGUCCCUCACGAACAUGUGAAGCCUUUCACUGGAUCCAAGGCCUCCAAUUUAAACUACAAAGUAGAGGUGAAGUCAGAUCCCUUUGGCAUCGUGGUGAGCAGAGCAAGCAACAACAGAGUGCUGUUUGACACUACCAUAGGACCUCUGCAGUACUCAGACCAGUUUCUACAGCUGUCAAUCAGAGUGCCAAGCACCAACAUCUAUGGUGUGGGGGAGCACGUCCACAAGCAGUACCGGCACGAUGUCAACUGGAAGACCUGGCCCAUGUUCAGCAGGGACAUUGGCCCCUCUGAAGCAAUGCAUAAUUUAUAUGGAGUUCAAACUUUCUUCCUGUGUUUGGAGGACAGCUCUGGAGCCUCCUUUGGUGUUUUCUUAAUGAACAGCAAUGCCAUGGAGUUUGUGGUGCAGCCUGCUCCAGCAGUGACCUACAGAACCAUUGGUGGGAUCCUUGAUUUCUACAUCUUCUUGGGGAACACACCAGAGGAAGUGGUCCAGGAGUACCUACAGUUCGUGGGGCUGCCAUGUUUUCCCUCUUACUGGAACCUGGGCUUCCAGCUCAGCCGCUGGAAUUACGGCUCCCUGGAUGAGGUGAAGUCAGUUGUGGAGAGGAACAGGGCGAUUGGACUCCCUUAUGAUGCUCAGGUCACUGAUAUCGACUACAUGGAGGAAAAGAAAGAUUUUACUUACGACAAAGAGAAGUUCCAAGAUCUCCCUAAUUUUGCAGCUUACAUGCAUGCCUAUGGCCAGAAGUACAUCAUCAUCUUGGACCCUGCUAUCAGCACACAAAGCCUAGUUGAUGGCAGUCCCUACGGUAGCUACGUCAGAGGAGAGAGCAAAAAAGUCUGGGUAACAGAAGCGGAUAGAGAAACGACGUUAAUUGGGGAGGUGUGGCCCGGGGAAGCUGUGUUCCCAGACUUCAGCAACCCAGACUGUGAAAGCUGGUGGGUGGAAGAGUGCAAACUGUUCCAUGAUGCUGUGCCGUACGAUGGGAUCUGGAUUGACAUGAAUGAAGUAUCCAACUUCGUUCAAGGCUCGAGUAAAGGUUGUCUUGCGAAUGACUUGAACUAUCCUCCUUUCACUCCCAAUAUCCUGGACAAACUCAUGUAUUCUAAGACGAUCUGUAUGGAUGCAGUGCAUAAGUGGGGGCAACACUACGACGUUCACAGUCUUUAUGGACAUUCCAUGUCCAUGGCAACACGGAAAGCCAUUGAAACUGUGUUUCCUGGAAAAAGAAGCUUCCUUAUUUCGAGGUCUACUUUUGUUGGAUCAGGAAAUUACACAGCACACUGGCUGGGAGACAAUGCAGCAACCUGGGAACACUUAAGAUGGGCCAUACCUGGGAUGCUGGAAUUUAACCUCUUUGGAUUCCCUUAUAUUGGAGCAGACAUCUGUGGUUUCUCUGACAACACCACAGAAGAACUUUGCAGACGCUGGAUGCAAGUAGGAGCUUUUUACCCCUUCUCCAGGAAUCACAAUGCUGAAGGGUUUAUGUCUCAGGACCCAGCUGCGUUUGGAAACAAUUCCCUCUUGGUGAACAGCUCCAAGCAUUACUUGAACAUCCGCUACACCUUGCUGCCCUACCUGUACACCCUGUUCUACAAAGCCCACACGCGAGGAGACACGGUUGUACGGCCGCUUCUGCAUGAGUUCUACUCUGAUGAAAAUACGUGGGGGAUUGACAGACAGUUCCUGUGGGGUCCUGGGCUUCUCAUUUCCCCUGUGCUUGACCCGGGUGUGGACACAAUCCAAGCCUAUAUUCCUGAUGCAGUGUGGUAUGAUUAUGACACGGGGGCAAAAAUCUCAGCGAGAAAGCAAUGGACCGACAUGUUCCUGCCAGGAGACAAAAUGGGGCUCCACCUGAGGGGAGGCUAUGUGUACCCUAUUCAACAACCAGCUCAAACAACAAAUGCAAGCCGCCUGAAUCCAAUGGGACUUAUAAUUGCCAUGGAUGACAGCAACACAGCUUCUGGGGACUUGUUCUGGGAUGAUGGAGAGUCUACAGGUACAGUGGAGAGGGAAGCCUACACUUACUACGAGUUUACAGUCUCCAGUAAUACUCUACAAAUAACUGCAAAAACCAUUGGCUAUUCUGAUCCAAACAAUCUAAAGUUUGACGAGAUCAAGAUCUUGGGAGUGCAGCAAAGAAUAACAGCAGUUGCUGUAACUCAGAACAACGUUGAGGAGAACCACCCAGUGAACAUCAUCUAUGACUCCGUGCAGAAGGUUGCACACAUAACAGGACUUCAGCUUGAACUGGGAAAAUCUUACACAGUGCAAUGGACUCAAUGAGUGAGCGUGGCCAGACACUAGAUGACUGCCAGAGGCUCUCUGCCUUCCUGAUGGAAGAGAAAGGGAAUAAGGGAGGGAGGCUGAUGGGUUAGAAAGAGAAAAUUAACCAAGUUUAAUAAAAAAUGUAACAAUAAAAUUAAAUAGAGACACAGAGACACAAACCAAUGUGGAACCCGAGCCCUGAUGGCAAGGACAGCACCACUGGCACCGCUGAUGCUGGGAGCAGGUACUGGGCAAGUCCCAGACUGGACUCAGUGGUAGAUGGGAAGCAGACUGAGGAGCUAGAUUUUGGACUAAGCUCAGAAACUCAUAUAUCAAGGCCAGAAUUGGCAGAGUCCUCCUGGGAUGCUGGUCAUUGAAGAGAAGAACUUGACCUUGGGGAUCCCUCAGCUUGCCUCUGAAGAUACUAUCCAGUGGCUGCAAUCUCUUGUUGGGCACUUGAGGCUCACUUGUCGUGCCUGCUCCUCCCCACAGGUGCCAUCUUUGCCUUCCUGUCCCAAAGGUGUGGCAGUGCCCUUGGUGUGCAGAGGAGCAAGUGUCAGGCAAAACCUUUGUGCCCUCCAGCCCUUGGCAGGAGCUGUCCCAUCAGCUUCUUCCUGCUAGCAGCAGCCCCUGGAUGUGCAAACUGCCCUGAGCUUCAACAAGUGCUUGAGUGAGCAGAGCCUGAGCUGGGCAGUGCCAACCCUGAGCAGAGCUGGUGCUGGUGCAGCUCAGAGCAGAACUUUUUAUUCCAGUUCUGAUCCAGCAGAAGGAAAAUGUGAACAAUGUGGCUGUGUCCUCGAAAUUAGCAACAAUUAUUCUUCUAAACCAAUGAGCCAGAAAUGCUUCCAUAGUGAGAGAUAUCACUACAGUAGUUACGGGGGGAAAAGCAGCUCGGCAGAGGUGCCAUAGGCAAAUGGAACGAGGGCACAGACAUCAGCUGGCUUGGACUAACAGGUUUUAUUUUCUUCCCUGAAACCAAAGUAGCUGGCAAAUGUGUGAGCUGGCAGCUGUGUGAGCUGGCAACUGUGUAAGCUCUUCCCAAGUGCAGCAGGAAGUGAGGGAAAAGGUGGCAUUUUUGGAGAGCUUGGCAGACAUUUUUCUGCCACAUGGCACCAAGGCCUGCAAGGCUGCCCCCCUGCCCCUAACCCUCAGAGUCUUUGGAGCACAUCUGAAGUCAAAGCAAUUUCCCUGGGUUUCAGUGCAAGAGGGAAUCCUUGACUGCCCUGCAGACUGUGCUUCAGUUUAG
Molecule: messenger RNA, 3976 nt
Organism: Pogoniulus pusillus (Red-fronted tinkerbird)
Lineage: Eukaryota; Metazoa; Chordata; Aves; Piciformes; Lybiidae
Product: sucrase-isomaltase, intestinal-like
Exons: 24
Coding region: 1-2748 (915 amino acids)
Biological process (GO): carbohydrate metabolic process
Molecular function (GO): alpha-1,4-glucosidase activity; carbohydrate binding
Source: RefSeq, a predicted model, not a curated record